This is a messenger RNA of Ostreococcus lucimarinus CCE9901, 1524 nucleotides long. RefSeq lists its product with no specific name. The record is from RefSeq and is a predicted model, not a curated record. The annotation marks the transcript as partial. Gene Ontology annotation, molecular function: 5'-nucleotidase activity. Lineage: Eukaryota; Viridiplantae; Chlorophyta; Mamiellophyceae; Mamiellales; Bathycoccaceae. The transcript has a single exon.
UGGUCAACGACGAACGAAGCCGAACGAGCGGAACGCGCCGCCACAAAGGUGUUUUGCAAUCGAAGUCUGAACAUGAAACGAAUCAACGCGAUUGGAUUCGACAUGGACUACACGUUGGCCAUGUACAAGCCGGAGACGUUCGAGAUGAUGUCGUAUUCAGAGACUAAAAAAAAGCUGGUCGAGUCGUACAACUACCCGCGCGCGUUGCUCGAGUCGUUCGAGUUCGAUCCGGAUUACAUGGUGCGCGGGUUGGUGGUGGAUAAGAAGAGAGGGAACGUUUUAAAGAUGGAUCGACACAACUAUGUCAAGGUGGCGUAUCACGGAUUCACGGCUUUAGACACCGAUGAACGGUUGGCGACGUAUUGCGAGACGAGCAAGCGUCAAAGUUUUGACGGUCCCGAAUUUAGCGCUUUAGACACAUUAUUUUCCAUGGGCGAGGCCUACCUGUUCAGCCAGCUCGUGGAGGCGAAAGAUUCGGGCAAGCAUGGCGAGUUUUUUGAGAGAAAGACAUUCAUGCAAAUGUACGACGAGAUACGAGCGGCGGUUGACUUGUGUCACAGAGACGGCUCGUUGAAGCACGCCGUGGCGGAAAAUCCGAGCAAGUACAUCACGAAGGACGCAGACUUGGUUCCUUUGCUAAAGGCUUUGCGAGCGAGCGGGAAACAAGUGUUUUUGCUUACGAACUCUCUGUGGGAUUACACAAACGUCGUCAUGAAUUAUCUCAUCGACGACAACGUUGGCGACCAAAAAAAACUCGAAUGGCUCAACUUGUUUGACGUCGUUGUGACUGGCUCGGCGAAACCGGGCUUCUUCGCUAACGAUUCGGCGACGAUAUUCGAAGUCGACACCGCGACUGGGCUUUUGCACAACACCGACAACGGCGCACCAUUGACUCCAAUCGGCAGCGUGUCGGAUUCGACGCACAAACGAGCGCUCGCGAGUGGGUUGCGCGCCACGGGCAAAGGUCCGGCGAGGGUGUACCAAGGCGGUUCGUACACGCACCUUCACGCCAUGCUCGGCAUUGAGAUUGGCUCGAGAUUGCUUUACGUCGGCGACCACAUUUAUGGCGAUAUUUUGCGAGCGAAGAAAGAGAUUGAUUGGCGCACGAUGCUCGUCGUCCCCGAACUCGCGCACGAAAUCGACUGCCUGGAACGCAUGAAGGAAAAACCGCACGCGCUCAGGCGUUUGCGCACGCUGCGCGAUUCUUUGGACGAUCAAGUCGCGCGUCACGCCUGGCUCGCGGCGAACGCCGCCGACCCGAAAGCAAACGAAGAGGAGUUAGAACGCGCGAGACAACUGUCGGCGACGGCGCGCACCGCGCAUCGCGAGGGUAUGCGCGAGUAUCACAAGUCGUUUCACUAUGUCUGGGGUCAACUCAUGAAGGCUGGGUCGCAGAACUCUCGUUUCGCGUUUCAAGUUGAGCGGUACGCGUGCCUGUACACGUCGCACGUGAGGAAUCUGUGGGGCUACUCGCCCGAGAAGGUUUUCCGCGCCCCCGCUGACUUUUCGCCGCACGACUUGGAC